Messenger RNA from Orbicella faveolata, 2890 nucleotides. Its product is annotated as dopamine receptor D1-like. Gene Ontology annotation, molecular function: G protein-coupled receptor activity. NCBI's taxonomy places the organism in Eukaryota, Metazoa, Cnidaria, Anthozoa, Scleractinia, Merulinidae. Gene Ontology annotation, cellular component: plasma membrane. The record is from RefSeq and is a predicted model, not a curated record. Gene Ontology annotation, biological process: G protein-coupled receptor signaling pathway.
ACUACUAAUUCAGAGGUCAAAGAUAAUCCAGAUUUUUCUGCGACACCCAAUCCCUCAAAUGACGGAUGAUCAAAUUAAACACUUAGAGACAGCACUGGAGACAUAAACUGUUCAAUUUGCCGAGAGAAAAUUACUGUGCGUGAAGAUGGCGGUUCAGCGGAAAGAAAUUGGAGCAAGCUAGAAAGAUUGCAACAUAGUGUUCACUGUGAUGGGAAAGCUGCUGGUAGACUGAACCAAAUACAGAAUUAUGCCCUUCGUCAAACAUUUAUGCGAAGAUAUUUGGCCCCCAUUCACUUUGUCCGUGUUUACAGCGUCGAUAUCCGUGGUACUGUGCCUGGUCACUGUGCCUGGAAAUGUUUUAGUUUGUGUUGCAGUAAUCAAGGAUCCUUAUAAAGAACUGAAAACAACAUUUAACUGUUUCGUUCUUCAACUGGCCAUAAGUGAUCUUGUCGUUGGAGCUUUGACCGAACCUGUGUUUAUUGCCUACCACAUCCGGGAGGCCUUGAGGUACCCUGUCAUGGAGAAUGUUUGGGUUAUUCACUUGACGUUUUUUGUUUCAUAUACAGCUUCGUUGUUGAGUCUCGCGGCACUAACCUUGGACAGAUAUCUCACUGUGAUGUCUUACUACAAGAGAUUCUUAUCUACCGGCACAAUAACACUGAUAUCGGUACUGAUAUGGGUGAUAUCUGUUUCCGUACCGUGCCUUUACUUCAUCACCGGAUUUUACUUGUUUGCGUUCUUAUUCACGAGCGCCGCCCUUAUCAUCAUAAUCAGUAUAUUAACGUUUUCUUACAUCCGCAUUCAUCAAAGACUGAAGGCUCAAAUCUCUCGCUGGCACUGGUUCCAACAAAAACAAAUCAAGCUAGAGGCCAUAUCAAUGGAGCGAGGUCUGACACGAGCUUUCUACACUAUUCUGGGAAUAUUCCUUGCGUGUUUGCUGCCGUCAUUUGUGAUGAUUUACAUCAUUAAUUUUUGUGAUCAUUGCGACUGUAUCUUCAUUCACUGGAUGAGAGAUUUGCAGUUCUUAUUUCCUUUGGUGAACUGCUUGUUAAAUCAGUUUCUUUAUGCCUGGAAAAUACGGAACUUUCGCCGAGCAAUUUCAGCAAUGUUGUGUAAAACAGUGUCAUAUGAAGUCAACACUCCGCAGAUCGUGAACACUAAUGGAAUCAUUGCAGAUGACUCUAAUUCCGUGGAUGAAAUGGAACUGAUUCCCCUGGACCCUGGCAGUCUUCGUAUGACGGCCAUCGCCGAGAUCGGUGAAACAAAUCAAAUUACGUUUUAGUUAAAAUGCAAAGCUUCCAUUCAAUUUACUAGAGGGUGGCAGUUUAUAGUCUAUAAACAUAGGUUGUUGUGGAAAUUGCAUCAACUUUAUUGCCGAAGAUUUGAUGUUCCACAUUGUUGAGAUUCAGGAGUGAAAGUCAGCUAAGUCAGAACAAUCUGGGACGAGUAGGUAAACCUGAGCCCCAAGUUACACAGCUACUUUUGAAGUCUCCAAAGUUCACAGGAGUCUUACAACAUUGUGUUGCUUACUGUCAAAUUUUAGGUUGGGAGGUCUUAUUUUUAAAAUUUUAGUACACGCUCAUUGUGUUCUACAAGAGGUCCGUAUCCGCUGAUAGAGCAGGAUAUCGCCCUCGUUGCCCUUGACCUGCUGACAGAGAAAAUUAUUCUUGUUUUAGCUUAAAAAUACCUUUAAGAAAGCUGAUUUUGGAAUGCAAUCCUUUAAUAAUUAGUAUAUUCGCCCUUGUUUUCUGUGAGCGAUGGUGAACUCAGCUGCGCUUUCUUGGCUAUUCCGCCUCCGUUAGAAAACUCAUCCCUGUAUCCAAUUGUUAUGUAAAAUAAACGCAGCGUAAGAAAUGUAUCGUAGCGUUGUAAUUAAGGUUCGAAAGACAAUGUAACCACAAACAGAGCCAGAAUUCACAAUAACCAUGAUUAUUAUAUUGAACAGCUACAGAAUACGAAGCUGUGUAUGAUAUGACAUGCUGACAUAAUUCUCGAGCUAAAAGUAGCAACUUAAAACGCUAUUUUUUGGCUGUUUUAUUUUCUCUUCCGCAGUGUUUUAGGGUUUCCCGGCGGUAUAUGUAGAUAGCAACCAUUCUUUUCCCUUUCUCUGUGUCAUGUUGAUGUAACAAUGGCUUUUUAUCGCUUUCAGUUAGUUACAGUAGUAUUAUGUACUCGCGACUGAAAUUUUGCUUCGGUUUGAAUCAGCGUUUUAGAUCUAUAAACCUGUCCUGUUUAGAAAUGUUUUGGCCGAGAAAUUGAAGAAAAAGAACAAUAAUUGAAACGGAUGCAGGAUAGAGUUUUCGAGUUUUCUGAGAUCUGUCACUUCAGUGCCAAAUGGUUCAUAACUGAGCACUGAACUAGCGUCUAAUUUAUGUGCGAUACAUCCUCGACGCGAAUGAAGGUUAUACACAAAAAUGACCGAAAUCUGUUUCUCACAGUUUAUCUUUUUAUGCAUUUUUUUUUUCAUUUAGCACUAUUACGAGAAACGUAAGGAGACCGACAAAGGUAAUUUGUUUGUUGACAUCAGGGCCUGGAUUAUCAUUUAUCGUGUAUUGUGAGCAGCUCAGCUAUUGAAUGUGGACACACUUGGAGUUUGUCCACUGUGUGAAAGACUAGCAUGUCUCUUUGCAUGUCAGUUUUUUUUCCUUUUUUGCUGUUGUUCUGAUUAUUCCUUUAUGUCAGUUUUGUUUUCUUAUUUUGCUGUUGUUUUGAUUAUUGCUUAUCACUUAUUUAUUUCAGUCUCGAAUACCAUUUCCCAUAAAGAAUUACGAAUUUCCUCCACUUAGGUUAUCCGAACGAAUUUCUUUCGAAUAUAAGUAGAUAAAGCAAAUGGCUAUUUAUUUGUUUUGUGUGUUUGUUUCUAGGAAAUAAAUACCUUGUUGCUGUGAAA